AUGAAUGUUAUCCGAUUUGAUUUGAUAUUUUUAUUUGAUUCGGUCAAAAAGAAACAAAAGAAAAAACUCUGUUUCUACCAGGCCACCACCAUGGAUGAGGAGGAAGGAGAGAUGAAGAAUUACUUUCCGGUGCCAAAUCCAGUGUCAUGGUUUACAGAGAAGAUUAUAGUUUCACAAGCUGAUAUAUUUCAUAACUGUUACCUUCUCCUGACAUCACCUUUGUUUUUCCUUUUCUCCCUUGUUUCCGAAUCUGUCCAUCGUGCCGAUGAGACUAAAGAGAAGGUGGAAUCGGCGGUGCAGGUGGCGGCGACUCGGGUCCCUUCCACGGUGGUUCGGGGAAGUAACAUUUUGGUAAAGAAGGUGGUUUUUGGUUUGCUUGGUGCUGUUUAUAUGUGUAUGGUUUUGAUGUUGCUUUUCGUUGUGGCUGUGAUUUUGGGAGUUGGGCUGGUGCAGAAUUGGGUGGAUGAGCCUGUUUUUAUGAAGGAAAAAUUGCAUUUUGAUUAUUCUGUGAUUCAUCCUACCGCCGUCCUCCCAUUCUAUGGUGAUGACGGGUUUGGAGGCCAUAAACACAUGGUUCACUAUAAGAGUAAGCAGCGAUUAGGUGUGCCUGUUGGCCACACUUUUUACUUUUCUCUGAAUUUUUUGGUGCCGGAGUCUGAUUACAACAGAGAAAUGGGUGUUUUUCAGGUGACCACAGAAUUGAUAUCAAGUGAUGGAAACAUAAUGGCGAAAUCAAGCCGUCCUUGUAUGUUGAGAUUUAGAAGCUGGCCAAUUAGGAUGGUGCGAACAUUCAUAAUGGGAUUACCAUUAUUGUUAGGAAUUACAGCUGAGACGCAGAGAAUAAAGAUAGCAACUUUAAGGCACAAGGAAGUUUUCCCUAGAACUGAAGCGAUUAGAAUUAGUCUAGUUCCCCGGGCUGGUACUAUGUAUCUACCACAGCUGUAUGAAGCUGAAAUUGUGCUGAAAUCUGAGCUUCCUUGGACAAAAGAGCUGGUCCGCAGAUGGAAAUGGACAUUUUACGUUUGGGCUUCUCUGUAUGUAUAUGCAAUGCUGAUUGUUAUUCUUUUAUGUUGCUUUAAGCCAUUGAUAUUACCGAUGAAACCGAGUAGGGUGAAUGGCGGGGUUUACGGGCAGAAGUCAAUAGGCGAAGCAAAAGAAGAGGAAGAAGAGGAGGAGGAGGAAUCCAGCAGAGAUGAAAAAGGCUUAUCAGAGACAAUGAGAAGAUGGCAGGAAAGCAGAAGCAGGAGGAGGGCAAUGCUGCUUAACAGGGACGAUGUUGAAAGGCCGGAGAGAUGGGGAUCAAGCGCCACGAGCAUCAGCAUUAACCGGGAGGACACUGGAACUAACUGGGCUGAAGACGACGAUGACGACGUUGAUGAUGAAAAUGGAGAUGAUACUACUACAGGGGAUUCAGAGUCAGUUUGUUGUAAAGGCGAUGAAUGA
Oldenlandia corymbosa var. corymbosa is the source of this 1443-nucleotide messenger RNA. NCBI's taxonomy places the organism in Eukaryota, Viridiplantae, Streptophyta, Magnoliopsida, Gentianales, Rubiaceae. The record is from the annotation of a GenBank genome assembly.